Messenger RNA from Chironomus riparius, 1374 nucleotides. The record is from the annotation of a GenBank genome assembly. NCBI's taxonomy places the organism in Eukaryota, Metazoa, Arthropoda, Insecta, Diptera, Chironomidae.
AAAAAAUCCGUUAAUAUUUGAAUUUCUGAGCAAAAAUAUUUUCUACGUCUUGAAGUUGACUGCGUUCUGGAUAUAAAGCUUCAGGGUUGUCUGAAAUCAGCUUUCGAUUUUCUUAAUUCUUCAUGAUUGUUAACUUUCAAAUAGACUAGCUUGUCAAACUAGACUGAGUCACACGUGGUAUACAAGAUCCCAAAUCCCAAACCUCAAAAAUAACAUCCAUAACUCCUUAAAUAAAAACAAAUUCAUGCAUUAAUCGUGUCCAAAAAUACAUCCACAACAUCCCUGAGCACUACAGAAGUAAAGAAAAUAACAAGUAGUCAAAUUUCCUAAAAAUAACCAAUUUAAAUCUAAUGUCAACUGCUGAAAUUGUUAAAUGAUUUCAAGAGUGUUUAGUUCCUUGCCAAAUAGAGUUUCACAAUCAGCUACUGCUGCUUAUUUCACAUACAAAUCUUGGAGACAAAACGGAUACAGAGGCUGUCAUAGCAAUAAAACUUCUGUUAUAAUGGCUGAUAUUACUGUCCGUAUUUUACCUGCUUUGUCCGAUAAUUACAUGUACUUGAUAGUCUGCAAUCAAACGAAGGAUGCGGCAAUUGUUGAUCCAGUAAAUCCUGAGACAGUCAUAGAAGCUGUUAAUAAGGAAGGAGUUAAUCUUAAGUCUGUAUUAACGACUCAUCAUCAUUGGGAUCACGCAGGUGGUAAUGAGAAGCUUUUAUCGCUUUUUGGUAAGCCACUAACAGUUUAUGGAGGAGACGAUCGUAUUGGUGCAUUGAAUAAGAAAGUAAAGCAAGACGAUGAAUUUAUGAUUGGAAACCUGAAAGUUCAAUGUAUUUUUACGCCAUGUCAUACGACCGGUCACAUUUGUUAUUAUAUUCAAUCGCCGGCUAGUGAUCAAAAAAUGGUCUUUACCGGUGACACUCUAUUUCUUGGUGGUUGUGGACGGUUCUUUGAAGGAACUGCUGAUCAAAUGUAUUCUGCCUUAAUUGAAAAGCUAUCGAAUUUACCUGACGAUACGCAAGUUUUCUGUGGUCACGAAUAUUCACUUGGAAAUUUGAAAUACGGAAAUCAUGUUGAGCCUGACAACAAGGAUAUUCUAGCUAAGAUUGAAUGGUCUAAAAUUAAACGUGAAGCAAAUGAACCAACUGUUCCAUCAACCAUUGCUGAGGAGAAGCUUAUUAAUCCAUUUAUGAGAGUCAAUAGCGAAUCAGUUCAAACAUUCGCAAACGCUGUUGGAAAUCCUAUUGAGACAAUGACUUAUAUUCGCAAAAUCAAAGAUUCUUUCAAGUAAUUGAUUAUCAUCCUAUUUUGGAAUUUAUUGUAAUUAUGUUUGGUUUUGGGGAAAUAAAGUAUAAAGCAUGAAUGGGUUGUGAACUUUUU